Vigna radiata var. radiata (mung bean) is the source of this 501-nucleotide messenger RNA. Its product is annotated as probable polygalacturonase At3g15720. The record is from RefSeq and is a predicted model, not a curated record. The transcript is spliced from 4 exons. Gene Ontology annotation, biological process: carbohydrate metabolic process. Gene Ontology annotation, molecular function: polygalacturonase activity. Bases 1 to 501 code for a protein of 166 amino acids. Lineage: Eukaryota; Viridiplantae; Streptophyta; Magnoliopsida; Fabales; Fabaceae.
AUGAAACAUGUAUAUGAAUCACUCAGUAUUGGAAGCCUUGGUAGAAAUAAAUCCUAUGAGACAGUUGAAGAGAUACAUGUGCAAAACUGCAGCUUCAUUGGCACCACAAAUGGAGCAAGAAUCAAGACAUGGCCAGGUGGAUCAGGUUAUGCAAGAAAAAUCAUGUUUGAGGAAAUCAUAUUGCAAGAUGCUAAGAAUUCAAUUAUUAUAGACCAACAUUACGGCUUUAAAACUCUAAGUGAAGUGGGAGAUGAUGCAGUGAGGGUGAGUGAAGUGACUUAUAGAGGGUUCAAUGGAACUUCUGCAAGUGAGAAAGCAAUUAAUUUGAACUGUAGCCCAUCUGGUUGUUUCAACAUUACAUUGGAUCAGAUUUACAUUGUCUCUUCAAAAUCUUCCAAUUCCAAAGAUGCUUAUGCUUUUUGUAAGAACAUUGUUAAUGGGACGAUUGGAUCCACGGUUCCUAAAGUUGCAUCAAAAUCUUUGAAUAAUUCUUGGUCGUAA